This is a messenger RNA of Anisakis simplex (herring worm), 621 nucleotides long. The record is from the annotation of a GenBank genome assembly. Lineage: Eukaryota; Metazoa; Nematoda; Chromadorea; Rhabditida; Anisakidae.
AUGGUAUCGUUGUGUGAGAGUGGCACGAAUAUGGUCAAGAAGAAGGCAUCGAAUUUUAUACCAACGUUGUUAGAGCAGUGUUUGGGUUUGAUGACUGAACUGGAGGAUGAUGCAGAGGAGUGGUUAUCGUGCGACAAUGCCGAGGAGGAUUCUGAUGAAGAAAAUGCGGGUAUCGGUGAGACGUCACUGGAUCGCAUAUCGUGUGCACUCGGUGGAAAGGCCAUCCUGCAGCCAUUCCUACAGAUCAUUCCAAGACUCAUUCAAGACACUCAAAACUGGAAGAAUCGUCAUGCGGCAAUUAUGGGUCUGUCGACGAUCGGCGAGGGUUGUCGAAGACAGAUGGAACCGAUGAUCGAGCAGAUUGUUGAUACUGUUCUUGGCUUUCUUCAAGAUGAGGAUUGCCCGAAAGCAAUCAUUGCGUUGUAUUUACCGCAAAUAAUGGAGAAGCUGGAAUUCGUUUUGGAACAUACGUUUAAGCAGUUGCUUGAACGAGGCAAGAAGUUGGUGUUGGAGCAAGUGAUAACAACAAUCGCAUCGGUCGCGGACGCCGCACAGGAUCAAUUUGUUUCAUUCUAUGAUCGGUACGUAUUUGCCUUGUUCUGUUUUCGUGGAUUGUUAUGA